Messenger RNA from Symbiodinium pilosum, 2643 nucleotides. NCBI's taxonomy places the organism in Eukaryota, Dinophyceae, Suessiales, Symbiodiniaceae. The record is from the annotation of a GenBank genome assembly.
AUGGUACUGGCAGCCUUCCUUGUUGAUGCGGAAGCCGGUACAGCACUGGCAUUGCGGCCGAUGGUAGAAGGAGCCAGUUUCGUUGCCGGUGACGACUGGCAAGUAGGGGCUGGCCUGGCAGCUGGCCUUGAGCUUCCACUCGCCAAGGCUUUGAGGUUUGCUGCUUGGGCGUUUGCCACGGUGGUUGGGAGAGGCACGCAAGCCCUUGCGCUGGAGUCUGUGAAACUGCUGCCCGUCACAGAAGCACUGGAAGCCUCCGAUUGCCAAGUCCUCUCGUCCCUGCCAAACGAACUGGAGGCAGAGGUGGCAACUGCUCUGCAUGGUCGAAAGGUCGGCGUCCUCUGCGGAGCUGCGCUGCUGGACUACCUGCAACAGCUGGCGGGCCGCACUCCACGCCAGGAGUUUGCUGCUGCGUGGUUGGGCUAUGAUGGUGGGAGGGCCUGCACAUCAACACAGCUGCACAGCUGCAGCGAGUGGUCGCACCUGAAUGAGCUCCUUUCCCUGCAACUCCUCUCGAAGAAUGCGCUGCUGGCAGUUACUGUCGCCUACGUCUCAACAGCUGAAGUUUGGUCGGGCAGUGCUGUGGAUUGGACGCUCGCUGGUCUCAGACAGGCUUGCUCACGGCAUGGCUACACGAUUUCUGCUGCUUCUGUCAUGAAGUUCACAGCGAACAACUCGCGGCUUGCAUUGUUCGUGCGCCUCGGAGGGCAGCUGGACAAUGCGCAGGCGACGCUGCCGCCGGCUUUGCUGGGUGCUGUUGGGUGCGAGGACGCUGCGGUGGAGUUUCACAGCACCUGGGAUGAGGCUCGGGUGAAGACGCCUUCCCCAGAAGGGAGGCGGCUGCGGCACUUGCUGCCAUUGCUUCAGCAAAUCCUAGCCGCAGGUUCGGGGGCUGUGAUCCACGAGCCGGGCUUCACCUUGGUUCCGGACCUGGCAGCCUGCACUCGGCUGACUCGGUUGUCCUGCUGCACCUGUGAUGAUCCUGUUGUGCUAUGUGAGCUUCGCCGACAGGGGCGUGAGGUCUUUGAGGCUUCUUCAGCACCAGAAGAGGUGCUGCGCCAGUGCAGUGUCUUGAUGCUGCUGGAGGACUGUGGCCCCAAAGCUUGGCAACAUCGCUGGAAGGACCUGUCAACCCGCUGGCUACGUCUGCACCAUGGGCAGGAAGACAGCAGACUUGUGCUCUUCCUGGAGGCAUCACAACUUCAAGCUGCAUUGGAGUUGAUCGGAGAACUAAAGGCUGAUGCAGGCGGCCAGAUCCUGUGCAGCUUCAGUUUUGUGCAGGGCUCCAGGCGAUGGGCCUUUGCAGCCGUGUCCCUCGCGCAGGCUGCUGCGCCGCUGCGACUGGCGCUCCCACAACUUCAGGGCUUCCAGAAGAUGUUCCCGGAAGAUUUCAGUGCGGCCUGCGGCGUCGGGGCACUUUGGGCGCUGAACCGGGAGAUGAUUGCUCUUCGAGGGAGCCCUAGCUACCGUGCUGUAGAGGUGGGUCCCACGGAUUUAGCUUUCUUUCAUCAGACCAAUGCUUUGAGCAGCCGGGUCAACUUCUCCAUCAGCAGCGUCCGGCAGCAUUUGCCACAUGCUCCAUAUUAUUUGCUCAGUGACGGCGGGCCUGAUUUUUCCCCGGCUGCUCGCGAGUUGAACAUUUCCACCUUUCGAGCCGAGUCUGGCAUGCACUUGUCCAAGUUCUUCAACCAAAAUUUCACGUGCCAAGCGCACCUGCAGCGGAUUGCAGAGGCUGCUAGAUGGGCAUCCGGGCAGGGGGCAACUUUUCUUAUGAUUUGGGAAGAUGACACGCGGCUGUUGAGGCCGCCGCAUGCUUUGCCAGAUGUUGAUCUGAACACAAUGGGCAAUGUCGCUAACACGCACAUAGGGAUUUGGAAUGCCGGUCUUCGAGAGAAGUAUUUGAAGAAUCCCAGCGUGCAGUUUGCACCGGGCGACGAGCGGCGCAUGAAGCAGCACGAGAGGUAUGCAGCCCGCAAGGGAUACUCUGCGGGGCCAGGGAGCAUCUGGAAGAUAAGUUCAUUCUUACAAGCUUUGGAUGCAGCAGCCUCGAAAGACAUGACGGAUAUGUAUACGGAACAGGACAUGUGCUGGGAAGAGUUUGCUGUUGAAAGCAACCUGCAUAUACGGCGGAACCCUGAAGUGCAGCAGAUAGUUUGGCCCUUCAGCGACGGAGAGUUCAGCGGUGACACGGCAGAUCCCGAUAGCUUGUUCUUGCACCUUGACACCUUGACCUACAGCGUCACGGUGGCCAGCGACGAUUGCAAGCCCGGUGGGUCCCAGAAUCGGUGCCAGCUGAAAGAUGCCCUCUUCUGCCCUGCAGGAUGCCUGGCAAAGUCGCCUGGACACUGCAAGCGCGAUUUUCCGAAGUUGGGCAACGGCACUGCAGCUCCUUUGCAGGGAUGUUGGGCAAAGCGACCAACGCUUGUGGAAGGGAAUUGCGGAGGCUUCCGCGCGUGCCAGAAUACCUGGCGUGCCGCGGCUCAGCGCAAUGGAGGUGAAGGCGGUGAACCCUCGUGGAGCUGGCCUAGCCACAGCAGGCGCCAGAAGAACUGGCGCAAGACCCACGAGAAAUCUUGGGGCUCCAGAGCUGGCAUGGUCUGGCGCGUCAAGGCUGCUAGCUCAGAUUUCAACGGUCCUUCCUGA